UACAAGUUAUGCUAGCUAAGAUUAGAGAUACAAACUUAUAUACAAUCCCAAAUUUUAACCAAGCAUAGUAGUUUUACAACCUAUCAUUUUGCCCAUGUUUAGAAUAUGUUACUGUAUGGGUUAGUUUUGUAUACACUGAUAAUGAUGAGUUGAUGUUUCAAGUGUUUAAAGUUAUGAUCAUGAAACAAUUUGCAACCUAUCAUGUCUCUGUUUAAUGGUUAUUCCAUUUGUGAAGUUGGCAAGGAUGCAACUGGUAUUGCUGGUACUUAUUCUUUCUCUAUGUGUCAUGGAUAUUUUUAUCACAUGGAUGCAGCUGGUAUUGCUGAUACUUUUUCUUUCCCCAAUGUGAGAAUGUUUGGAUUAUUGCUGGCAGUUUUGGGAAUAUGUGGGAUCAUACUAGUUGGGAGUUUGAAAAUAACCUAUAGUUCCAUGCGCCGAAUGUUUGUUGGAUUCUUGAGUUGUGCUUCUCUGAUUUCAAUGUUUGCCUCUCCAUUGUUUAUAAUCGUAAGUUUUACACUUCCUAGAUAUAUCAAUGGAAUACUG
Molecule: messenger RNA, 543 nt
Organism: Cicer arietinum (chickpea)
Lineage: Eukaryota; Viridiplantae; Streptophyta; Magnoliopsida; Fabales; Fabaceae
Product: bidirectional sugar transporter SWEET2-like
Biological process (GO): carbohydrate transport
Cellular component (GO): membrane
Molecular function (GO): sugar transmembrane transporter activity
Source: RefSeq, a predicted model, not a curated record